AUGUCUAGAAACUUAAAAUUGGUGAUAACAAGUUCUCGCAUUCUCGCUUCCGGGUCAACUGAUCCGUCACCUGGUACAAUUGAAAUCGAUAAUAACGGUAGCAUAAUUUCUAUUCUACCGAAUAAAACUUCAUACGAAUCGUACGGUUUUCUCGAGAGGACUCAAUUUUACGACGUUGGUGAUGAUGUUGUUAUGCCAGGUGUAAUCGACGCUCAUGUACACUUGAAUGAACCGGGUAGAACCGAUUGGGAGGGUUUUGAGACCGGAACGAAAGCGGCUGCUGCGGGAGGAGUAACUACAGUUAUUGAUAUGCCCUUAAAUUCUAUUCCUCCAACUACCACCGUUAACAACUUGAAGCAGAAAAUUGUAUCGUCAAAGGGAAAAUGUUGGGUUGAUGUAGGAUUUUAUGGCGGUGUAAUACCAGGGAACAAAGAUGACCUGAUACCGCUAAUUGAAGCGGGCGUUAAGGGAUUCAAAUGUUUUUUGAUAGAAAGUGGAGUUGAAGAAUUUCCUUGUGUAAAUGAGCAGCAAGUGAGAGAUGCCUAUGAACGACUACAGGGUCAAAAAAUAUUCUUUAUGUUUCAUGCUGAGAUGGAGCUUGAGGAUCAAAAAUCUUGCGAGAUCUUGGACGAUCAGACUUAUCCGUCUUACAUUUAUAAAAAAUUUCUUGAUUCUCGUCCGAAAUCCCUCGAAUAUAACGCGAUUUCACUUGUUAUCAAAGUUGCUAGAGAAUUUCCUACGGUGCGGACUCACAUAGUUCAUUUAUCGGCCGCGAAUGCCAUCAAUAUUAUUCGCAAGGCCAAAUCAGAUGGAAUUCCUCUGACCGUCGAGACAUGUUUUCAUUAUUUGUGCUUAAAUUCUGAAGAAGUUCCAUUGGGAAGAACCGAUUUUAAAUGCUGUCCUCCUAUCAGAGAAGAAAGUAAUAGGGAAGAAUUAUGGAAAGUAAAUACCACAGUGAAAAUUGCCUUGCUUGAUGGGACAAUAGAUUACGUGGUGUCUGAUCACUCGCCAUGCACAGCAGAUCUUAAACAGUUUGAUAAAGAGGCCAAGGAUAGAGACUUUUUGAAGGCGUGGGGAGGAGUAUCCACUCUACAAUUCGGAUUGCCUGUGUUAUGGACGGAGGCUAGAAAACGCGGUUGUAGUUAUCAUCAUUUGACAACUUGGUUGUCCAAAAACACCUCUAAACAAGUCGGACUAGACAGCAAAAAAGGUGAAAUCAAGAUCGGUUAUGAUGCAGAUAUUGUAAUUUGGUCGCCCGAGGAAAAAUUUAAAAUAUCGGCGGAUAUCAUUCAAUUCAAAAAUAAAAUCACCCCCUACGCAGGAAAAGAUUUUUAUGGUGUUGUAAAGAAAACCAUUAUUAGAGGAAAUAUCGUUUAUGACAUUGAUAAUGGUGGUGUUAUAGGCACACCCAUAGGCUAA
This is a messenger RNA of Acaulospora morrowiae, 1419 nucleotides long. NCBI's taxonomy places the organism in Eukaryota, Fungi, Glomeromycota, Glomeromycetes, Diversisporales, Acaulosporaceae. The record is from the annotation of a GenBank genome assembly.